AUGCCGCAGAGAGGAAUGCAGACUGCACCAGAUCAGAAGAAACCACUUGCACAACUCUCUCAAGAUCAAAGGGAGUUUCUCGACCGGGCUUUACGUGUGAACCAAGCAGGUGAAUUGGCUGCCACCUUGAUCUAUACCGCUCAAACGCCGCCCCUUCUACAGUCGCACCCUAACCUUCGGUCUUUGAUGAAGCACAUGUACGAUCAAGAGGCAGGGCAUUUCGCCACCUUCAACAAGCUUCUUGCCAAACAUCGAGUUCGUCCAACAGCCAUGUAUCCCGUGUGGAAGGCCGCGGCUUCAAUCCUGGGCUGGUCAACGGGCGUCAUGGGUCGCGAGGCCUCAAUGGCUUGUACAGAAGCAGUGGAGACAGAGAUUGGGAAUCAUUAUAACGGGCAAGUCAGAGAACUGUUUCGAUGGAUGCAGGAGAUCAAAAGCAGGGGCGAGGAGGUUGAUCCGGAAUUGGAAGAACUCAUAAAUACCUUGAAACGCAUUCGUGAUGAAGAGCUCGAGCAUCUCGACCACGCUGUCGAGAAUGAUGCAAAACAAGCACAACCCUAUGCACCUCUGACCAACGUCAUUCGGUAUGGUUGUCGGGGUGCAAUAUGGAUCAGCGAAAGAGUCUGA
Molecule: messenger RNA, 624 nt
Organism: Endocarpon pusillum Z07020
Lineage: Eukaryota; Fungi; Ascomycota; Eurotiomycetes; Verrucariales; Verrucariaceae
Exons: 1
Coding region: 1-624 (207 amino acids)
Biological process (GO): ubiquinone biosynthetic process
Cellular component (GO): mitochondrial inner membrane
Molecular function (GO): 3-demethoxyubiquinol 3-hydroxylase activity
Source: RefSeq, a predicted model, not a curated record